AUGAAGUGCAUGUGGCAGAUUUGUGUCCUAUGGGUCUUCUGGGUGCUCAUCUUGUGCCUCACGGUUCCCUGCCUGGAUCAGAAACCUGACUCGGCACCCCGGGAAAAAGUGAUGCACUUGGCACCACGGCAUGGCAACUGCCUUUGGUUUAAGUUCAGGAAGCACGGCUGCCCACCUGAGACCCUCAACGACUCCCUCUGCCACCGCCCCGUCCGAGGACAGAGCUGGUUUGAUGCAUGCUAUGAGAGGACGAUGGGGUACCUGGUGGGGACAACAGCAUUCAUGGCCCCUGAUUCUGUGCUCUGGUGGUUGGGCAUGAACUCGACAAGCGAGCUGGGCAAAAUGUGGGAGAAGCUGUUCAAGGUGAUUCUCAGGCCCUCGGUGAGCCAUAGCCAUCUGUACUGCAGGACAUGCAUGCUGCUGGGGAACUCCAAGCUCCUGCCGGCCUCUGGCGUCAGCAACAAUGUCACCCGGCAUACCACGGCCUUCGGGAGUGUGGGGGAGCAGGGCUACUGGACACAGCUGCUUCUGCUGGUCCUGAAGCUGUCUGGGCUGGCGUGGACCUCAGAUGCUCUGAGCCAGGAGAUUUUGGAAGAAGAUCUCAUUCCCUAG
Molecule: messenger RNA, 612 nt
Organism: Pipistrellus nathusii (Nathusius's pipistrelle)
Lineage: Eukaryota; Metazoa; Chordata; Mammalia; Chiroptera; Vespertilionidae
Source: the annotation of a GenBank genome assembly